CUGAGGAAGUCCUAUGGAGAUGUCUACAGCAUCUACAUCGGUCUCAAACCGGCUGUAAUCAUCAAUGGGAUGAAGGCAAUCAAAGAAGCUAUAGUGACAAAGGCUACUGAUUUUGCUGGACGACCCCAAGACUUGUUUGUCAGUGAUAUCACCAAGAGGAAAGGGGUCAUUAUGGCUGAUUACGGCUCUAGUUGGAAGGAACAUCGUCGCUUUGCUUUGACCACUUUGCGGAACUUUGGUCUGGGGAAGAACUCAAUGGAGGACAGGAUUCAUAAGGAGAUAAAACACAUCAUUAGUACCCUGGAAGAGAGUGUUGGUAAAACCAUGAGUCCUCGAGUUAUGUUCCACAAUGCGGCCUCCAAUAUCAUCUGUCAAGUCCUUUUUGCCACACGCUAUGAGUAUGAUCAUGCGUUAAUACAAUUUAUUGUCCGAUGCUUUACUGAGAAUACCAGGAUAACCAAUGGACCAUGGGCUAUGCUGUAUGACUCUCUUCCUUUAAUUCGUUACCUGCCGCUGCCUUUCAGGAAGGUCUUCAACAGUGCUGAGGCUUUAGAAAAUCUUGUAGCUGAUUUUGUGAGGGAGCACAAGAAGACCAGAGUCCCGGGAGAAGCACGCGACUUUAUUGACUGCUAUUUGGAUGAACUGGAAAAGAGAGGCAACGAUGGGUCUUCAUUUUCAGAAACGCAGCUCCUUAGGUUCACCUUGGAUCUUUACUUUGCUGGGACUGACACUACAUCCAACACCCUGCUUACUGGUUUUCUUUAUCUUGUGAACUACCCACACAUACAAGAACAAUGUCAGGAGGAGAUAGACCGAGUGCUGGAAGGGAAAGAUCAGGCCAGUUUUGAGGACAGACACAAGAUGCCCUACAUGCAGGCUGUGAUUCACGAGAUACAGAGAGUUGCCAACACUGUCCCUCUCAGUGUCUUCCACUGCACCACUAAAGACACAGAGCUGAUGGGUUAUUCCAUUCCCAAGGGAACAAUGAUCAUCGAGAAUCUGACCUCAGUGCUCAGCGAGGAGGGACAGUGGAAAUUCCCUCAUGAAUUCAACCCUGAAAACUUCCUCGAUGACAAAGGAGAGUUUGUUAAACCAGAGGCCUUCAUGCCUUUCUCUGCAGGUCCUCGGGUGUGUCUCGGGGAGGGUCUGGCUCGCAUGGAGCUCUUCCUCAUCAUGGUGACUCUGCUGAGGAAGUUCAAGUUCAUCUGGCCCGAGGACGCAGGAGAACCAGACUUCACUCCAGUCUAUGGGGUCACUCUGACUCCCAAACCUUACCGCAUGAAAGUCCAACUCAGAACGCCGCAGUGAGGCGGUGUGCAGAUGGACAUUAACUAGCAGUUGGUCCUGGUCGGAAGUUAUCUGGGAAACUUUUAUCCAUUUCUUAUUUCUACUGCAUUGGUGAAAUAUGAAAUAAACGUAUGAAACUCA
Haplochromis burtoni (Burton's mouthbrooder) is the source of this 1428-nucleotide messenger RNA. RefSeq names its product cytochrome P450 2F2. Lineage: Eukaryota; Metazoa; Chordata; Actinopteri; Cichliformes; Cichlidae. The record is from RefSeq and is a predicted model, not a curated record. Gene Ontology annotation, cellular component: intracellular membrane-bounded organelle; cytoplasm. Gene Ontology annotation, molecular function: oxidoreductase activity, acting on paired donors, with incorporation or reduction of molecular oxygen, reduced flavin or flavoprotein as one donor, and incorporation of one atom of oxygen; iron ion binding; heme binding. Gene Ontology annotation, biological process: xenobiotic metabolic process.